AUGCUCCUCCGCCGCUCGGCUUGCAUCCAUCUCGCUUCCUUCUCCCAGCAGCGAAGCUCCCGCCUCCUCGUCCACGCCCACUCUCUCGCCUCGGCCUCGCUCUCGUUCGGCUCCCUCCACGCUCGCUCCCUCUCGUCAUCGGCUCGUCCGGUCGUCGCUCCUUCCUCCUCGCUCCUCCGCUUCUCCGCACCUCGAUCGCGCUCGCUGCUCACCGACGCCAUGGCCUCGCUCGCAACCACGCCCGGCGGUGCCAAGCUCAUCGAUGGCACCGCCCUCGCCAAGGAGGUGCGCGCGCGUGUCGCCCAGCGCAUCGCAGAGCUCAAGCAGCAGCACUCCUCCUUCCAGCCCCACCUCUGCAUCAUGCAGGUCGGCUCCCAGAGCGCAUCCUCCACCUACAUCAGGAUGAAGAAGCUCGCCGCCGAAGAGUGCGGCAUGCGCUACACCCACGUCCAGCUCCCCGACGGCGCCAGCGAGCAGGACAUCAUCCAGCGCGUCCGCGAGCUCAACGAGGACAUCAGCGUCGAUGGCAUCCUCGUCCAGCUGCCCCUCGGCGACCACAUCAACUCGGACGCCGAGCGCCGCGUCACCGAGGCCAUCAGCCCCGAAAAGGACGUCGACGGAUUCCACGCCCUCAACAUCGGCCACCUCUCCUCCAAGGCCUGCAACCCGCUCUUCCUCCCCUGCACUCCCGCAGGCUGCAUCAAGCUCCUCGAGAACGCUGGCAUCACCAACAUGGCCGGCCUCCGCGCCGUCGUCAUCGGUCGCAGCGACAUCGUAGGCAACCCCGUCGCAUCCCUUCUCCGCGCGAGGGACUGCACCGUCACCCAGUGCCACAGCAGGACCGCCGACCUCCCCGCCCACCUCGCCCAGGCCGACAUCGUCAUCGCUGCCAUGGGCAAGCCCCACUUCAUCCAGGCAGAAUGGCUCAAGAAGGGCGCCGUCGUCAUCGACGUAGGCACCAACUUUGUCGACGACGCCUCCAAAAAGUCCGGCUACCGCCUCGUCGGUGACGUCGACUUUGAACCCGCCACCAAGGUCGCCUCGGCCAUCACCCCGGUCCCCGGUGGUGUUGGUCCCAUGACCGUCGCCAUGCUCAUGGAGAACGUGCUGAUCAGCGCCGAGCGCAGCCUCGCCGACGGCCGCGCCCUCGGCAUCGGCCGCGGCGUCGUCCGUCCCAACCCCAUCACCCCGCUCGCCAAGGUGCCCUUGGACAUCGAGGUCGCCCGCUCCCAGACGCCCAAGCCCAUCACCCAGGUCGCGCGCGAGAUCGGCCUCAUCUCGUCCGAGCUCGAGCCGUACGGAUCCGUCAAGGCCAAGGUCGACCUCUCGGUGCUCAAGCGCCUCGCCCACCGCAACAACGGCAAGUACAUCGUCGUCGCCGGCAUCACCCCCACCCCGCUCGGCGAGGGCAAGUCCACCACCACCAUCGGUCUCGCACAGGCGCUCGGCGCCCACCUCGGCAAGCCCGCGUUCGCCUGUGUGCGUCAGCCCUCCCAGGGCCCCACGUUCGGCAUCAAGGGCGGUGCCGCCGGCGGUGGAUACUCCCAGGUCAUCCCCAUGGAGGAGUUCAACCUCCACCUCACCGGUGACAACCACGCCGUCCAGGCCGCCAACAACCUGCUCGCCGCCGCCAUCGACACGCGCAUGUUCCACGAGGCCACCCAGAAGGACGCCGCGCUCUUUGACCGUCUGUGCCCCAAGAAGAAGGGCGUGCGCACUUUUGCCCCCAUCAUGUUCCGCAGACUCAAGAAGCUCGGCAUCAAUAAGACCAACCCGGACGACCUCACCGACGACGAGAAGGCGCGCUUCGCCCGUCUCGACAUCGACCCCGAGACGGUCACCUGGAGGCGUGUUACCGACACCAACGACCGCUACCUCCGCGACAUCACCGUCGGCCAGGCGGCCACCGAGAAGGGCAUCACCCGCCGCACGGGCUUCGACAUCGCCGUCGCCUCCGAGUGCAUGGCCGUGCUCGCGCUCAGCCGCGACCUCAAGGACAUGCGCGAGCGUCUCGGCCGCAUGGUCAUUGGCACCAGCCGCGCCGGCGACCCCGUCACCGCCGACGACAUUGGCGUGGGCGGUGCGCUCGCCAUCCUCAUGAAGGACGCCAUCAAGCCCAACCUCAUGCAGACGCUCGAGGGCACCCCCGUCUUCGUCCACGCCGGUCCCUUUGCCAACAUCGCACACGGCAACUCGUCCAUCCUCGCCGACGCGAUUGCGCUCAAGCUCGCCGGUGUCGAGCAGGGCGAGCCUGUCGAGAGGACGGGCUACGUGAUCACCGAGGCUGGGUUCGGUGCGGAUAUCGGCAUGGAGAAGUUCUGCAACAUCAAGUGCCGCGAGUCCGGGCUGGUGCCGGAUGCGGCCGUGAUCGUGGCCACCGUGCGUGCGCUCAAGACGCACGGCGGCGGUCCUGAGGUGACGCCCGGUAAGCCGCUCAGCGAGGUGUACCUCGAGGAGAACCUCGAGAUCCUCGACAAGGGUUGCGUCAACCUCGCCAAGCACAUCGCCAACGCCAAGAAGUUUGGUCUCAAGGUGAUUGUUGCCAUCAACCAGUUUACCACCGACACGCCUGCCGAGCUCGAGCUCGUGCGCAAGAAGGCGCUCGAGGCCGGCGCUGACGAUGCGGUGCCUGCUAACCACUGGGCACUGGGUGGUGAGGGUGCCAUCGACCUGGCCAAGGCGGUCAUUCAGCAGCUCGAGGGAACUGCGAGCCAGUUCAACUUCCUCUACGAGCCUACGCUGCCCAUUACGCAGAAGAUCGAGGCCAUUGCGCGCGACAUGUACGGCGCCGACGGCAUCGAGCUUUCUGAAGCUGCUGAGAAGCAGAUCCAGACCAUCGAGAAGAACGGAUUCGGCAACCUCUCGAUCUGCAUGGCAAAGACCCAUCUGUCCCUCUCGGCCGAUCCCUCCAAGAAGGGCGCUCCCACCGGAUUCACCAUCCCCGUCAGGGAGGUGUAUGCUUCCGUCGGUGCCGGUCUGCUCGUCGUCAUGUGCGGCGCAAUGUCCAAGAUGCCCGGCCUCAACACAAGGCCCGGCUACUACGACAUGGACCUCACCGAAGACGGCGAGGUCAUCGGCCUUUCCUAG
Messenger RNA from Moesziomyces antarcticus, 3087 nucleotides. Its product is annotated as FTHFS-domain-containing protein. The record is from RefSeq and is a predicted model, not a curated record. Gene Ontology annotation, cellular component: cytosol. The transcript has a single exon. Bases 1 to 3087 code for a protein of 1028 amino acids. Gene Ontology annotation, biological process: tetrahydrofolate interconversion. Gene Ontology annotation, molecular function: methenyltetrahydrofolate cyclohydrolase activity; methylenetetrahydrofolate dehydrogenase (NADP+) activity; formate-tetrahydrofolate ligase activity. Lineage: Eukaryota; Fungi; Basidiomycota; Ustilaginomycetes; Ustilaginales; Ustilaginaceae.